Molecule: messenger RNA, 1509 nt
Organism: Verticillium dahliae VdLs.17
Lineage: Eukaryota; Fungi; Ascomycota; Sordariomycetes; Glomerellales; Plectosphaerellaceae
Product: SPRY domain-containing protein
Exons: 3
Coding region: 1-1509 (502 amino acids)
Molecular function (GO): protein binding
Source: RefSeq, a predicted model, not a curated record
AUGUCGGCAACGAAUCCCUCUUCCGCCCUCAACGGCGUCGUUAUCGGUCUCCUGUCCUCUUUUGGCUCCGCCUUCCUUAUCGCCGUCAUCUUCCUCAUCGUCUACUUCUUCCGCUACACAAGUAGCGGUCGCAUCUUCCUUGACCGCAUCGGCCGCCCCGGCGAAUACGAUGACGAGCAAGCAUUCGCCCGCGAGGAGGCAGAGGCCCUCGAGUCCAUGGAGGAAAAUCAGCGCACAGAAUACUUGAGAGCCAAGGCUUUCGUGACUGCUAAUCCGCCCGAGUCUCUCCAAACCGAUAUCUCGCUCUCCCAGUACCUUGCUAUCCAAGAAAAGGGUGUCUCCGCCUGGGAAUUCGAGCCCGAGCUUGAAAUCGCCAACUGCUUCGUCGAGGGCCGCACCGAGAUCGAGUUCUUCGACUCCGAAUGCACUGUGCUCAGUAACCUGCCUGUGCCCAAACAGAACGAGGUUUACUACUGGGAGGCAAAGAUCUACGACAAGCCUGGAAACACACUGCUCAGCAUCGGCAUGGCCACGAAGCCUUACCCGCUGUUCAGGCUCCCGGGCUUCCACAAAUACUCCGCUGCAUACACUUCGACUGGCCAGCGUCGCUACAACCAACCGUUUAACGGUACACAGUACGGUCCCCAAUACGUGCAAGGCGAUGUCAUAGGUGUUGGCUAUCGCCCUCGCACGGGCACAAUCUUCUUCACUCGCAACGGAAAGAAAUUGGAGGAUGUCGUCCAUGGUCUCAAGUCCCAAAACUUCUUCCCUGCCGUCGGAGCCAAUGGUCCCUGCGCCGUCCACGUCAACUUUGGCCAAGCCGGCUUCGUCUUCAUCGAAGCCAACGUCAAGAAGUGGGGUCUCGCACCGAUGACUGGCAGCCUGGCACCUCCACCGCCAUAUGGAUCUGAGCAGGGCGACAUUCUUUUGGAAGCUGGACGGAAGGACGGAUACUCGGCCAGCGUUCCCCAACACUCGCAGUCCUACUCACAAUCUGUGCAAUCUACAUCUCGCGGCGGUGGCAGUCAGGUGCUCAACCCCCAGGCCGGACACGGUCGCACACGAAGCGGCAACUUUAGAGUUCUCCCCCCAAGGAGUCCAGGCCCGAUUCGAAGCCCGACUGAUAUCUCUUUGGCGCACUUCGUUCCCGCCGACGAGAGCGGUGAGCCCAGUGGCAGCGGGCACGGAGACCGUGACGAUGACGAGGAGAGCGACAUCGGCUUGGGAAUGCAGGACGCAUUGAACCCGCCCCCAGAUUACACAAGCCCCGACCACUCGGACCAGGGCAGCCGCAGGAACAGCUCGGACAGUGAAGAAAACACGCCCCUCAUUCGUGUGGUCAACCGGAGUCGCAGCAGCACAGCCACGCUGCUAACCGGGCCCUCGCAUCCGCCAAUCCCCAGCUACAGCGACGCCGUUCGGGACGGUGCCACGAGAGAGAGCAGCAGUAGCAACAGGCCUGGGCUGAACCGACACGUCUCCCGGUCCAGGUCACACAGUGCUCAAUAA